AUGCCUCUAAUCGACAUAAAUAAUCCGGAAAUAAUAAAGUUCCUCAUUGAAAAUUAUCAAAAAAAUGCGAAAUUGCGGAUGAGAUGGAAUACGAUUAAUGCGGAUAAAUUGCAAAAAGCGGCCACUCUACAGCGCGAGGAGAAAGGUUAUCAGUAUACAGAUGUCCUCAAAGCAAGCAUAACCUCAGGACUGAGCGCACUAUCUAAGGACUACAAGUCUGAUGCGAGGAACAGACGACUCAAAGCUAUUAAUGAUGGUACUCAUAUACCAGCCGUAGCUGAUAUGAGAAAAGGUCAUUCUAUUGUUGAACUUGGACUUGGCAAUACCAAAGACGACCCUAGACUGGGUCGACCGGACACAGACCUAUCUAUCGAUCCUAUAAUGCGACCAAUUGACCCAAAGGAGAAGAAGAUUCUCCACAAAGGCCGUCCAGAUUUUGGUCGUGUAGAGUAUUUAAAAAAGCGGGUUCGUACAAUUCCUGAGGACAGAUAUUAUUUUGCUGAAACCAGUAAUUGGAUUUAUGGCUGGAGACUAAAGGAUAGUUACUUAGGCAAGAAGGCACAUGGUCCUGAACACGGUCGUGUGUGGCAUUUGGCUCGCGAGAAGAGCCGCACUGGGCCAUCUCCCGAUCCGAUACACUACAAUAGUGCACAACGAUUAUCAAAUUGCACAGUAUGA
Molecule: messenger RNA, 678 nt
Organism: Helicoverpa zea (corn earworm)
Lineage: Eukaryota; Metazoa; Arthropoda; Insecta; Lepidoptera; Noctuidae
Exons: 1
Coding region: 1-678 (225 amino acids)
Source: RefSeq, a predicted model, not a curated record